Fusarium venenatum is the source of this 513-nucleotide messenger RNA. The record is from RefSeq and is a predicted model, not a curated record. Lineage: Eukaryota; Fungi; Ascomycota; Sordariomycetes; Hypocreales; Nectriaceae.
AUGCCUUCGGUGCCUUUACGAGGAGGUCCUUCCUCUCGUCCUGGCCCUUCGGCCUCACGCUUAAUGCCUACGCCUACAUACUCGGGCGGAAAGGUCGUUGCGCUGCACAAGAGGGGCAUCGGUCGCCCAGCUGGUCAACAGAGCACUGGUGGCAAAACAGUCCUUGGUGGCAAACGACACCGCAAGGUCUUGCGUGAUUGUAUACAUGGCUAUGUCUAUUCACUUACCCUGAAUACCAAAGAUGUACAUACUGACCGUGUCAUUCCAGCCAAGCCCGCUAUCCGACGACUCGCCCGCCGUGGUGGUGUGAAGCGUAUCUCUGCUACUAUCUAUGCUGAUAUUCGAGCUGCGCUCAAAGCCCGCCUUGAAAGUAUUCUCCAAGAUUGUGUCAUCUAUGUCGAGUACAGAAACGCCAAGACUGUCACAGUUCACGACGUCAUCCACAGCUUGAGCCGCAUGGGACGCCCUCUCUGGGGUUUCGACCCUGAUACCUACAGCCCCAAGAAGCAGUAG